AUGACUUCUACAACUCAUGCACCCGGUGAUAAAAUUCUAUUGAUUAAUUCACCAUAUUCAAAUUCUUUGAAACUUGACGAAAUCUGUGAACAACUUACGCAACAAGUUACCAAAGACGGUUUUGUCAAGAUAGAAGAGUUAGAUAAAAUUACUACAGUUACAACUUUGGCACCUGGUGGUGUCUUAUAUCUCAAAGAGCUUACUACUCUUACACCACAAUCUCACGUCGAAAUUCCGUUACGUACUACUCAAGAAUUGGUUAGUGAACUUAAAAUGACAGGAUUUAUCAACUUGGAAAUCUAUGAGGCAAAAAAAGUCGAAAUGCCCGAAUUGGAAAGGAUCAUGGAGCAUAUAUGGAGUACUCAUAGUAUUCAUGAUCAAACUAAACGACAAGAACUUGUCCAAGUAUUGAAUGGUCAGCUAAAUGUAAUCGAGCUAGUUGCGAAAAAACCAACUUAUGAAGUCGGUGCUACAUUUGCAUUGCCUUUUGCUAAUAAGGCUUCUAAAGCUAUAUGGACACUUGCUGGUAACGAUGAUGAAUUAGAAAAUGAAGAUGAUUUGUUAGAAGAAGAAGAUUUGGUCAAGCCUGACAAAAGUCCCGAUUGUGAAACUGAUGGCAAACGAAAAGCUUGCAAAAAUUGUUCAUGUGGUCUUGCGGAAGAACUAGAAAAAGAAAAACAGCUUGCCGCUCAACAAUCUCAACAAUUCAA
This is a messenger RNA of Racocetra fulgida, 710 nucleotides long. The record is from the annotation of a GenBank genome assembly. Lineage: Eukaryota; Fungi; Glomeromycota; Glomeromycetes; Diversisporales; Gigasporaceae.